CGCGAUGAUAUGAAUACAUAUAUUGCGAGAGCGGAUCUAGAAACUUACAUCUGCGACCAUCCUCUACCAUAGUAUCUCCUCAGACGCCAUGGAAGUCAUCAAACGGAAGCUGGAACGUUUCGGGGACAGGAUGAAAAAAUGGAGAAUCAACUUACAACGGCUGACACGAAUCGUCAAGGGCAAGGGUAAGGCGGGCCCGGUCGCCACAAGAACUCUGCCGCAGCUCCCGAUCGAGGUUUGGGAGAACGUGAUUGACCAUCUGUGGGACGACCGGGACGCUUUGAAGGCGUGCAUUUUCGUCUGCCGAGCAUGGUACUCUCCCAGUCGUUUUCACUUGCACAGACAGAUCGAGAUCCAGAGUGUGAAGGGUGUGAAGGCCUAUGUGAAGGAGCUGAAGCAGACGCCGGAGCUGUCGAAGCGGGCGCACAAUAUGACCAUAGACGGCAUUUGGGGGUCAGAUCUGUCAUCACUGUCGACGGCGGCGAUCCUGCUCGCUCGCAAGCUGCCUCGGCUGGAGCGGCUCACAAUCCGGCGUUCAGAGUGGCGGCCGUGGACGAUGCACAAAGACAUCUUCCUUCAUCUCUCCGCCUUCUCCGUCACUCGCCUCGUUCUCUAUGAUGUCACAUUUCCGUCGGUCACUGUCUUUGGGCGGCUCAUCUGUGCCUUGCCGUGCCUGGUUGAGCUCAAAUGCACCCAUCUGAUAUUCACGCAUGAUCACUUCCACCGCGAUGCAUUUGGUUUAUAUUGCAAUCGGGUCAAGAUUUGCUCCUUGUCAAUCAUGCUGAAACACACAGCUGUUCCCGAUAGCCUCAUCGACUUCCUCGCUAAUAUUUGCAUCUCGAGUCACUUGCAAAGAUGCAUUAUCCGUCAUGAUCCUUCCAGUGAAUAUUCACCGUACAAAGGCGAACUUCAACGAUUGUUGAAUGCUUCUCUUGGAUCACUCUCAGAACUGCAAUUCGAUCUUGAGCUUGCGCGCUCAGAACGACAGACAGAUACGGAGAUGUCUGCUGCAGAUUCGGUUUUAUCCCUCAAUCACAAUAUUUCGCUGCAGAGGCUGUGGCUAUGCAUCUGGAGAAUCCCUCAAUGUUCUGACCUGGACAGCUUGUGUCAAGCCUUACUUUCAAUCAAGUCAGGCCAGCUUCGAGAGGUUGUGAUAGCGUUUAUUUACCCUUAUCGCGUACCUCGUUUCAUGGAGGCAGUGAAGAACGUGCUCAAAAUUCACGAAUCGGCUUACCACCAGAACAUGGACAAGUAUCUUUCAUCCGAUCCGUUCAGGACACUGAGCAAAGUAGAAUUUGUGCUUGUAGCUCUUGAUGUUUUUAGCAAAGAUCUCGAAGAAAUAGCAGUUACAGCGGCCGAGGAGCAGUGGAAGCAAAUCUUUGCACCGCUGUUCCCACGAUUGACCAAGCGAGGUAUCUUCCACGCCACAGUGAGGGAACAUGGAUAUAAAGACACUUUUUGAUCAUCGCGGCCAUUGUAUCUCCAGCAGACGCUUCCCGCGUUCGCGGUCUUGUCUUCACUCUGGCAACAAUUAACGGCAUGCACAAGUGGUCUGCGGAAAUUUCUACCCUCGUCUCUCCGGCUCCUCGAGUUGUCGUACGGCCCUGCAGUUUCAUGGCCAUACACACCGCGGUCUCUUACACAAUCCCCUGCUCCACA
Molecule: messenger RNA, 1659 nt
Organism: Laetiporus sulphureus 93-53
Lineage: Eukaryota; Fungi; Basidiomycota; Agaricomycetes; Polyporales; Laetiporaceae
Exons: 4
Coding region: 89-1462 (457 amino acids)
Molecular function (GO): protein binding
Source: RefSeq, a predicted model, not a curated record